GGCAGCAGCAGCAGUGAAGUGAAAAUUUUAUUUAUUGCCUUCAAUUUAGCAAAAAUUGUUGGAAAAUAUGGAAAACCAGUGUAAAAUGUUGUGUAUAUUAUGAGUUGUCGCGUCCCUGUGCUCCGUGUACAUCUACGUAAAUGUUAUAAAUAAGUGAUUGUGUACAAAUAAACAAAACUACGUGUGAAAAUCUCGCCCACGCCUUCCUUUCGCUUACCACAUUCACAAUUUCCAAUCGCGUUUUCCGUGACAGCCAUAAACGCAGUGAAAGCUGUUAAAAAAUUUCAAGUUUCUGUGAAAAUCAUCGCAUAUUUAAUUGGAUCACGGCGACAUCAAUAACGCCCACGUCAACGGAGGUCAUCAGCGUCACCGGCGCAAUGCCACUGGCCGAUUUGAAUAAAGAUUUGCGCCAGCAACAGCAGCUGGGCGUGGGCAUUGCCGUCGGUAACAAUGCUCACCUAGACCAUGCUAAUGGCACUUUGGGCCAACAGCAGCUGCGUCAGCGCAUGCAGAUCACAUCGUCCGGAUGCAGUAGUCUGGCCGUGACACCUAUGGAGCAUACGCCCACCGACGAAGAAAGUGGUGCCGUGACCACUGUGACGUCAUCUCAGCGCAGACAGCAGGCUCAGCAUCAGCAGCAACAACAUUUGCAACAGGUGCAGCAAACGGCACUGCAAGCAGCAUUGGAGCACCACCACAUCAGUUCGGUUACGGCAGAUACUACCGAGCUGAUGGAUUUAAGUGAUUCUGAAGGCUACGCACCAGCGGCAGGCGAUGCAGAGUUACGUGAAAAUGAGUUUGAAUUGCGCGAAGUAGUGAAGGAAGGUCAUGAAAAAGCCGACCCUUCGCAAUUCGAAUUGCUGCGCGUGCUGGGCGAGGGCAGCUUCGGUAAGGUGUUUUUAGUACGCAAGGUUGUUGGCAAGGAUGCAGGCACGCUAUACGCCAUGAAAGUACUGAAAAAAGCCACUUUGAAGGUCAAGGACCGUGUGCGUAGUACAAACGAGCGUAAAAUACUAGCCGACGUGGGUCAUGCGUUCAUCGUAAAAUUGCACUACGCCUUCCAAACGCCCGGCAAAUUGUAUUUGAUAUUGGAUUUUCUUCGCGGUGGUGAUCUUUUCACACGGCUAUCCAAAGAAGUAAUGUUCACGGAAGAGGAUGUUAAGUUUUACCUAGCUGAGUUGGCACUGGCUUUAAAUCAUUUGCAUUCACUUGGUAUUAUCUAUCGCGACUUAAAGCCGGAGAACAUUUUACUAGACGAACAUGGCCAUAUCGCGCUGACGGAUUUUGGACUAUCGAAACAACCACUAGACGGAUCGAAGACAUACAGUUUUUGCGGCACAGUAGAGUAUAUGGCACCGGAAAUAGUGAACCGAAAAGGACACGACUUUGCAGCUGAUUGGUGGUCUUUUGGUGUACUGAUGUAUGAAAUGUUAACAGGUAACUUGCCAUUCCACGGGCAAACACGCCAAGAAACCAUGAACCAAAUACUGCGUUCCAAAUUGGGCAUGCCCGAGAACCUCUCGCCUGAAGCACAAUCAUUGCUUCGUGCACUUUUCAAGCGCAAUCCCCAAAAUCGACUAGGUGCAGGUCCCAAUGGUAUACUGGAUAUCAAAGCGCAUUGUUUCUUUGCCACAAUCGACUGGUUGGGGCUGGAACGGAAAGAAGUGCGCCCACCAUUUAUACCGGCGGUGUCGCGUGACGACGCUUUCUACUUUGAUGUGGAGUAUACAUCAAAGUCUCCACGAGACUCUCCCGGUGGUCCUAUUUCCGCAUCGGCUCAUGAAAUCUUUCGGGGCUUUAGUUUUGUCGCGCCUGUGCUACUAGAUCAAACAUCCAACAGUUCGAGUCCUUUAUCCCCAUUCGUGCCCAACGCACAUCCCCAGCUGCGCAGUUUGCCAGGAGUGCUGCCUGGCAACUUCCAUUCCGAAUAUAAUCUGCUUCAGGAGCUAGGGCGCGGCACCUUUUCUGUUUGCCGUUUGUGUGAACAUCGCUCAACGAAGAAGCAUUUCGCCGUGAAGAUUAUAGAAAAAGCGGCAGCGGCCGCGUCAUCCAGCUCGGCGGACUGUUGGGAAGAGGUCGAGAUAAUGUUGCGCUAUGGCAAUCACCCCAACAUUGUCACAUUGUUUUCUGUGUAUGAGGACGCAACUUCAGCGUAUCUGGUUAUGGAAUUGUUGAAGGGCGGCGAGCUGCUCGAUCGCAUACUAGCGGUGGGACAAAUGUGCGAGAGUGAGGCGAGUGCGGUGCUGAGGACGGUCGUUUCGGCAGUGGCGUACUUGCAUGAGCAUGGCGUAGUGCAUCGUGACCUUAAACCAUCUAACAUGAUAUACGCGAGCAUGCGACAGACGCCGGAGACGCUAAAGCUAUGUGACCUGGGAUUCGCAAAACAGCUACGCGCAGACAACGGGCUGUUGAUGACACCUUGCUACACGGCCAAUUUUGUGGCGCCGGAGGUGCUGAAGCGCCAAGGCUAUGACCUGGCCUGUGACAUAUGGUCACUGGGCGUGCUGCUUUAUAUUAUGCUCUCUGGCCGUACACCAUUCGCUUCAACACCAAACGACUCGCCGGAGGUGAUACUAAAACGAAUCGGUUCCGGCCAUGUGGAUUUCACAUCGAGUCGCUGGGCAAUGACCGGCAGCGAAGUGAAAGAUUUACUGCGUCAGAUGCUGCACAUCGUACCAGAAAAUAGACCGACGGCAGCGCAAAUACUGCAGCACCCUUGGCUGCGUGAACAGUCGGCGGGUUCAGUGCGCCUAACGGAAUACGCGAUAAUACCCGCACAAAUGUCAGGCGCUGGUGUCAAUGCCAUAGGCGAAGGCGGCGCGGGGUUCGCGCAACCCAAUGCCAACUCGGUACGCGAAGCGACGGCGGCGUUGCGCGGUGCCGUCGAUGCGACUUUUCGCGCGAUUGCAAUACCACAAGCGGCAAAUGUGGGCCCAGUAGAAAUGUCGAAACUGGCGAAACGACGUGCCAAAGACAAAGCCAACUUGCACUCGUAAAUUUUGUCGGUGAAAUUUAAUUGAAUCAUUGGCGAUUAUAUGAAAGCCGUUUUGUAUGCUCGCCGAAAAUUUGUUCAAAGGCUGUUGAUGUGUGUGUGUGUGGUAGAGCACAUAGCCACCAUUAUUCCACGGCAUAAAUUGUUUGCGUGUUUAUUAAUAAAAACACGUACAUAUACAUACCUAGAAAUAGGGACGCGAGAAGAAAGAGAUACAAAUUAUAUUUUUAGGCAUUUUGUCGGCUUCCUAUGCGCGACUUCCAUAGGGUACACACAACGCGCAUCCCUUAGGGGAAGGAGUAGCAAGCCUUGUGCGUGUCUGUAGCUGGGAAUAGUGAUUUUGUGAACAAGUUAAGUAUUUAUUUUUUUGACUAAUAAUUGUUGUUAGUAAUACAAAAACGAUUUUAUUAAAUUAUUGACAAAGAAAAAAAACAAAACAAAAGAUAAUUUUUUGCAAAACUCUACUUACUCGUAAAUAAUGGCCAAAGUAAAAAUGCUUAACAGAGAAGGAUAACAAUGAAAUAUAUUUAAUAACAACAAAAAACGUGUUGUACACUGGUACUCGCAGCGUAGGCUGUUUUAAGAUUCUAAAGAAAAUAUUUCUAAAACGAUUUCAACCACGUUUAGUGUUCGUAGCAGACAGUCUAAAAUUAAAGUUACUACAAUUCAGCAAAAGUAAAUACCUUCGCUAAAUCCAAUUCCACAGGACUUUCAAACAAAUUUGCCAAAUUUAACGUAACUCCAAUAGCACUUGUAUUUGAAAUCAAAAAUUAUGCACGAAUAUACAUACAAGUGAAUUUUAAUGAAUAAUUAACACACACAAAAAAAAAACAAUAACCAAUGUAUUGUAUUAAAGUUAGUGAAUACAUACCGCAAUGUAAAGUAAAAAAAUUCCAUGCUUAAUUCUAAUGAAAUACAAGAUUGUGAUUUGCCUUUGAAAAUAAGUAUACAAACUUUGCGAACGUGUAUAUGUAUAUAAAUGUAUGUAUUUAAGUACACACUUAUGUACAUAUAAACGGCACUAAAAAAAAAUGCGGAAAAAUUGUUUGGAAAAAGUUAAUUAUGUACAUACAUAGGAUUUACAUAUUUAUAUGAAAGAGUGUAAAUAGGAGUUAGCGAUGAUUGAUAAACAAAGUGUAGUGCAGUGAGUGUAGGACUACUUUUCAGCAAAUUUAAAAUGCUACUAUGGGUAAACAAAAACUUUACGCAUUCACGGCUUCUCCGUUGUUAAAAUCAUCUUUUCAACAGGCAAGAAAGCCUCACUGAUCGUUAAAAUAUUUAUAUCAGUGCGUAAAUUAAAAUUUCGACGUUUUGUAACUCGGCUGUAGAUUCGUAUAUACAUACGUAUAUGUUGUAUUUACAUUACCGCUUCUAAUUACAUAAUCUAAACGCAUACAUGCAUAAGUAAAUUUUAAGUAAAUGGUAAAAUAAAUAGUAAGUAAGCGAUUAAUUUAAAGCUAAAAAUAGUUGAUAAAGAAAUAACACUAAAAAUAUUUAUAAAAUGUAUGUUAUACUAAACCAUAUAAGGAUAUGUAAUUUAUUCACCAGAUAAUGCAAACCACAAGUACAUACAUACAUACAUAUGUAUAGCCAAGCAUACAAGCUUAUGCACAUACAAUUUAUGGUAUAUAUACAGACACGUACACAUAUUACUAUUUAACAAAUGUAUAUACAUAUAUUUAGAGAGAAUUUAUAUAAAUACCUAACCCUUAUACAUUACCUACAAACAUAUUUAUCUAUGAAAAAUGAUUACGUAAAAGCUGCAUAAGUCAUAUACUGCAAUUACUAUAUAUUUGUCGAACAUCGUAAAGUUGCGUUAUGUGGCCGUCUUUUAGGCUUUACACUUUGCAUGUUAUAUAAAAUUAUAUAUGUAUAUAGAAAAGAAAAAGAAAUUGUUGCAGUACUUGGGAAAACAUACA
Messenger RNA from Rhagoletis pomonella (apple maggot), 4911 nucleotides. It is a transcript of the gene S6kII, whose product is annotated as ribosomal protein S6 kinase 2 beta. Gene Ontology annotation, molecular function: ATP binding; ribosomal protein S6 kinase activity; magnesium ion binding. The record is from RefSeq and is a predicted model, not a curated record. The transcript has 2 exons. Gene Ontology annotation, biological process: intracellular signal transduction; protein phosphorylation. Lineage: Eukaryota; Metazoa; Arthropoda; Insecta; Diptera; Tephritidae. Bases 378 to 2996 code for a protein of 872 amino acids.